This is a messenger RNA of Lichtheimia ornata, 1101 nucleotides long. RefSeq lists its product as uncharacterized. The coding region runs from base 1 to 1101 and encodes 366 amino acids. Lineage: Eukaryota; Fungi; Mucoromycota; Mucoromycetes; Mucorales; Lichtheimiaceae. The record is from RefSeq and is a predicted model, not a curated record. The transcript has a single exon.
AUGGGGAUCACCUCUCUUCCCAUGACGACAUGGUCAAAGUUAACAACAUUGAUGAUUUCGAAUGCACGGGAGAUGAUUACCAGGGAUGAAGUCAACGCAAUUGGUAAACGGUUUCCUUCACUCACGAAGCUUCAACUUUAUCCAUGGCAAGAUCCUGAAUCAACACGCAUGGUCUUUGAUUGUUAUCCCUGGAUGAACAGCAUCGACAUUGUGAAGAUAUCUAGUGCUUUCAAUAUUGCCUACUAUCAACACAAACCUCGACGUACAGGGAAUGGUGUUACCAACAUCGAUAUCCGGGUCUAUUCUAUGAAAGAUGAUGAUUGGAAGUAUCUGAUUCAUAUUCUAAGGGAACACUCUCUGACGCUCGAAUGGAUGUAUGUCUACGUGGUGGUCGUUAAUGUGCACGAGGAGGUCCACAAUAUCAAGUACCCUUGCCUGAAGCAUCUUAUCCUUGACCACUCAGGGUGGUGGAUACCGCGCAAUGCACCCAUGCUUGAGGAUUUGGAGAUACAACAACUAUCCUAUUGCUUAGAAGUGCGUGUGGUGCCUGACACAGCAUCACCCAAAUUGAAAAGGCUACAAGUUCACAGAGAUUGUCCCACACACACUGGUGACACCCCACCCUUGGAAAGAUACCUUCAUCAGCUUGCCCAACACGCGCAGUUGCAAGACCUCGAUGUGACGUUGUACAGCUUGGAGCGUAUCGACCAUAUAUUAGACGCGAUGCUUCACCUUGGUAGUCUUGUACGCUUGAUGAUGUUUGUUACUAGUGAUUGGGGAUCGACGUCAAUGCACCGAUUUCUUGCUGGUCUUUCCAAAGGAUGUCCAAAGUUAUCCAGCCUUGGGAUUAGCUGCCAUAACGCCCCAUCCGCAUGUUCAAUGAAUGCCUUGAAACAGCUUUUACAUUUGGAGCGAUUUGGAUUUUCGAUUGAGGGCAUGGAUAGUGAUGAUGCUUUUUGGCAUGCCAUUGAAACCUUUCCACAGCUCAAGAGUAUUUACAUCUUCCCUUCAAAUGAAACCAACAUUCGUCGUCUUCGCUAUCUCAAGGAAAAACGACCGGACCUGAAGAUUACCAUCAGCAGAAGGUUGAACGACAUCUGA